CUGAUGGGGCGUGGUGGCUGCGAGACAGGCUUCCGUAGCACAAACACCAAGAGAAAACUACUGAACAGAGCGAAAUAGCGCAUCUACACUGGACGCUUUAAAAAAUGGGUUUAGAAAAGGUGAAAUCCGAAACCAGAAUUAUAAUGGAUGACGACGAGUUCAAUAAAUCAAUCGAACCGAUGCUUCCUAAAAAGAAAAUCACAGCUGAUCCCGACAGAGACCCUCAAGAUAUCAACUCUCAUCUGAAGGUAAAUUUUGAAGAUGUUAUUGCAGAACCGGACACAACUCACAGCUUUGAUAAAGUGUGGAUCUGCAGUAAUGCAGUGUUUGAACUCGUAAAAUUUCUGCUGUACAGACUUCUCACAACGAUCCUUGCAAUUCCCCUUUCAUUUGUGGCUGGAAUUCUGUUUGCAGUACUGAGCUCGAUACAUAUUUGGAUUGUGGUGCCCUGUACCAAGAGUUGUAUGAUGGCUCUUCCUUCAGUUCAAGCAGUCUGGAGGAGCCUUGUGGACAUGUUUAUUUCACCCUUGUUUAAGAGUAUGGGGAGGUGUUUUUCUACUGUCGGCUUCCAUAUCAUAAAAGAUUAAACUACCAAUUGAAAUAAAAAAAAUAUUGUUAGUGACCAAAUGAUUAUUCUUCAUUCCAUUGUUGUAAAGUAAAUGCAUUAUUACAGAGAUGGACAUUCUGCAGAUUAGUAGUUUUUGGUACCAGAGUAUAGUAUGUGUGCAAUAAAUGUAGAGCAACUUAUCCCACAAUUAAUUUUAUAUACUGAAGAUUGUUAUUUUAUAUUAAAUAUAAAAUAUUACAGUGGUUUAUUCCUAAAUUUUAUUUACUGUAAAUAAUAAAU
Molecule: messenger RNA, 847 nt
Organism: Polyodon spathula (Mississippi paddlefish)
Lineage: Eukaryota; Metazoa; Chordata; Actinopteri; Acipenseriformes; Polyodontidae
Product: caveolin-2-like
Exons: 3
Coding region: 105-587 (160 amino acids)
Biological process (GO): caveola assembly; negative regulation of endothelial cell proliferation; positive regulation of MAPK cascade
Cellular component (GO): perinuclear region of cytoplasm; cytoplasmic vesicle; Golgi apparatus
Molecular function (GO): protein kinase binding; molecular adaptor activity
Source: RefSeq, a predicted model, not a curated record